CUCGUUUUUUUCUCCACUUUUUCUUACAAAAUUUUCCACUUUCUUGCAUGUGGACUCAUAGUCUCCACUGCAGCUUCCUCUUCUCUUCCUUUUCUUCCCUUUUUUUCAACACCCCCCUUCCCACCCCCAACAAAACACUAAAGAAGAACUCCCUCGUGAUUUGUGCUUAUUUUCAGUAAUCCUAUAAUUUUCUUCUCAGAUAAUCGAAUUAAGUUGCUGGGGAAUUUGAUUUUCAGAUCAUUCUUGAAGAUUCGCUUUUGAUACGAGAGAUGGUUGCUGAAUCUUGGUUUCGCAAUUUCUGGAAAAAUUCUAAAAAGUAUGAGGGUGGUGGUCAUCAAAAGGUGCUAGUAGGCGUUCUAGCAUUUGAAGUGGCAAGCUUAAUGUCUAAACUGGUUCAUGUAUGGCAGUCUCUGAGUGAUAAGCAGGUGGCUAGAUUGAGGGAUGAGGCAAUGAACUCGGUUGGUAUCAAAAAGCUAGUUUCCGAAGAUGAUUCCUAUAUCGCAAGGUUGAUGUGUACAGAGUUGGUUGAAAACUUAGUACAUGUCGCAAUUGCUGUUUCUAGGCUUGCCAAAAAAUGCAACGACCCUUUCUUGAAGAGUUUCGAGCAAGCCUUUAAUGAUCUGCUAAAAGUUGGUGCUGAUCCGUACGGGUGGCAACUUUCGUGGAAGAAGAUGGAUAGGAAAGUUAAAAAGAUGGAACGAUUUAUUGUGAUUAAUGCAAAUUUAUAUCAAGAAAUGGAGAAUCUUUCUGAUCUUGAACAGACAUUGAGGAGAUUGAAGGGAAAUGAUGAUGCAGAUAGCAUUACUCUGGUUGAAUACGAGAAGAAGCUUGCGUGGAAGCAGCAGGAGGUGAAGCAUCUUAAGGAUGUUUCUAUUUGGAAUAGAACCUAUGAUUAUACAGUCCGUCUUCUGGCAAGAUCCCUAUUUACUAUAUUUAGUAGGAUCGGGCAUGUGUUUGGAGUUGAUCCUGCGGAUGAGAGGGCUAAAGCAUCAAGAGAACUAGAUUCUGAUCAAAUCCAUCGUAGCCACUCAGUUGCUUAUGCCCAAUCAACUGUUCACCCGUCUGAAACAGGCUUGACUAGAUUUUCCUCAGAACCAGUAGAAAAUAUCCUUUCCAAAUCUGGCCCAAUCUCAAGCACAAGAAACGUUAACAAUUCUUAUUCAGGUCCCUUGAAAAGUUCAACUGCAACAGGAAGCCCGGUCCCUGGAAGACAUUCUUCUGUUGGCUUCUAUUCGGGUCCUCUGGGAAGGUCAACAACAAAAUCUGGGCCGCUCCCUCUAUUCAAUAAAUCCGGCAUGAGGUGGUGGAAAUCUCGUGAUCGUUCAGGAAAUUUACACGGAAAAGGUCCAAAUCAAAAGCAUUCUCGACCGACCUCUACAGGUCCUCUAAAAGGCCGCAUGAUGAUCGGGAACGGUUCUCCUGUAGGUAAUUGCUAUCUAGAUCCACAAGGAUUUCAUUCUGGUUUUCUCAGUGCAACGAAAGGAGCUAAUGUAAAUGGACAUGUUGAUGGCUAUUCAACUUGCUCUUAUCUGACAAGUUAUAAUGCGAAAAAAAGGUUGUUAAACGCUCCUCCGGAAACUCUUGGAGCUGCUGCCUUAGCACUGCAUUAUGCAAAUGUCAUUAUCGUGAUUGAGAAACUAGUGGCAUCUCCUCACUUGAUUGGACAUGAUGCAAGAGAGGACCUGUACAACAUGCUACCGGCUAGUUUAAGAGGAGCCCUCAGGUCGAAACUAAAGCCAUUUGCCAAGAGCUUGACGUCAUCAGUUUAUGAUACGGUUCUUGCUGGAGAAUGGAAUGAAGCAAUGCUGGGGAUUCUAGAAUGGCUCGCUCCGCUUGCUCAUAACAUGAUAAGAUGGCAAUCUGAGCGGAGCUUUGAGCAUCAGAACUUUGUUUCAAGAACGAAUGUGCUGCUCGUACAAACCCUUUAUUAUGCAAAUCAAGAAAAGACAGAAUCAGCAAUUACAGAGCUGCUCGUCGGUCUGAACUACAUAUGGAGGUACGGAAGGGAAGUGAAUGCAAAAGCAAUCGAGGAAUGUGCAAGUGCUAGAAUGAUGUUUAAUGAUGAUUACUUGGAUGAGUGAUUUUGGCUUUGAAUGGUUGGAGUUUAGAAACCGGUCCAUGGCAAAAUGCUUCUCUUCAGAAGCAAAUCAGAAGAUGUCUCCGCCUGGUUUUUCUCAGUUGCUGCUGAUUCGAGCUACUCUGGCGAUCAUAUUCCAUGAGAUUCUUUAUUCGUUAAAAGGGUGACGAGUACUGCAGGAAUGUAACUUUAAGCUUCUGAACAUUCUUUCAGGUCAGUAAGCGAUGACCAAUUUUCUAUUUUGCCAGGAAAACUUGGAUCUCAUUCGAUAUAUCAGAGUCCACGCUAUAAAUUAAAUGUCUUGUUAUUUGAUAAAUGUAUAGAAUUAGCUGAGGUUGUUUCUAGCUUUGUAAAUUUACAUGGCAAAGGCCUUUCCCUUAAUAUAUAAACAAUGAAGGUUUGGCGCUUAGUUUGUUCGUGAUUGAACUUUUAUUGGAUGUACUUUCCAAUAUUAUGAAGCAUGAGACUUUCAGAAUUAGUUAAGCUGAAUCUGGGCUUUUGCUUGCAUGUUUUUGCUUAUUAGAAUGUAUCUUUGCUUUAUCCUUGUGAAGAAAGAAUGAACGGCAGCACCAAUAGGUGUGGCUUAACCGCCAUGGCGCCAUUGAAGUGGGUGAAAAUCAUGAGAUGCAGGAAUGUAACUUUAAGCUUCUGAACAUUCUUUCAGGUCAGUAAGCGAUGACCAUUUUUCUAUUUUGCCAGGAAAACUUGGAUCUCAUUCGAUAUAUCAGAGUCCACGCUAUAAAUUAAAUGUCUUGUUAUUUGAUAAAUGUAUAGAAUUAGCUGAGGUUGUUUCUAGCUUUGUAAAUUUACAUGGCAAAGGCCUUUCCCUUAAUAUAUAAACAAUGAAGGUUUGGCGCUUAGUUUGUUCGUGAUUGAACUUUUAUUGGAUGUACUUUCCAAUAUUAUGAAGCAUGAGACUUUCAGAAUUAGUUAAGCUGAAUCUGGGCUUUUGCUUGCAUGUUUUUGCUUAUUAGAAUGUAUCUUUGCUUUAUCCUUGUGAAGAAAGAAUGAACGGCAGCACCAAUAGGUGUGGCUUAACCGCCAUGGCGCCAUUGAAGUGGGUGAAAAUCAUGAGACCAGAUUUAAAUUUCAGUGGAGACAAAAUGCCAGGUGAUCUUUUCAAUCUGCCGAAGUCUCGGCGCUGGAGUUAUUCAAUACUUGCAGCAAGUAAAGAAGGCAGCUCGGUACACAAGGCAUCCCGCGAUCGAUCACGCAGGAUCUGGGUAAGGGCUGCACCCCCAAGGGAGGUGAUGUAGACAACCUAUCCUAAUGCAAACAUUAGAGUUGCAAUCUAUGCACAAGGCAUCCCGUGUUCACGUUGGGUCUAGAGAAGGGUCGCAUCCCAAGGGGUGUGAUGUAGACAACCUACCUAAUGCAAGCAUUUGUGGCUGCCACGACUCGAUCUUUUGAUCUAUAGGUUACAUGGAGACAACUUCAUCGUUGCUCCAAGGCUCUCCUUCAGUACCGACAACGUGUAUUCAAUAAAAUAGUUGAGUUGUACGCGAACUACCGACAACAUGUAUUCAAUAAAAUAGUUGAGUUGUACGCGAACUGUAUUAAAACCAGUCUUAUUUUUUUAAAAAGAAAGUAUCUUCAAGAUUU
Nicotiana tabacum (common tobacco) is the source of this 3679-nucleotide messenger RNA. The record is from RefSeq and is a predicted model, not a curated record. NCBI's taxonomy places the organism in Eukaryota, Viridiplantae, Streptophyta, Magnoliopsida, Solanales, Solanaceae.